Molecule: messenger RNA, 2344 nt
Organism: Colletotrichum phormii
Lineage: Eukaryota; Fungi; Ascomycota; Sordariomycetes; Glomerellales; Glomerellaceae
Product: glutaminyl-tRNA synthetase
Exons: 4
Coding region: 192-2117 (641 amino acids)
Biological process (GO): translation; glutaminyl-tRNA aminoacylation
Cellular component (GO): cytosol; cytoplasm
Molecular function (GO): glutamine-tRNA ligase activity; ATP binding
Source: RefSeq, a predicted model, not a curated record
GAGUCAUCCCCGCCGCAAAAGAAGACCUGGAGUGUUGCCCCGCCACCACAACCACACAUUUUCCACGACGUGAACAUCUCGUGGAGUCCAAUUGAACAAACCUUGAUUGCUCAGCGACCACGCCGUACUCCCAGUCUUCGACAGACUUUAUCUCUGAUACUACCCUUUAUCUCAGACCGAAUACCGCAAUCAUGGCGGACGCUGCAGCGGACCCCACCGCCAAGUUGGCCGAGUCGACGGCCAAGCUCCAGCUCGACGAGGAGACGGGAGAGAUGGUCAGCAAGGGCGAGCUGAAGAAGAGAAUGGCAAAGCGAGCGAAGAAGGCCGCCACGGAAAAGGCAAAGGCUGCCAAGGACGCUGUUGCAAAGGCCACCGGUGCAGGCGACAGCAAGCCCGCCCCGAAGCCCAAGGCGAAGCCCGAGGAGGUCGCCAUCGACCCGGAGGCCAUGUUCAAGCAGGGCUUCCUCCAGGAGGUCUACAAGGAGAGGCCGUCGGAGAAUGUCGUGACGCGUUUCCCUCCCGAGCCCAAUGGCUACUUGCACAUCGGCCAUGCCAAGGCCAUCGCGGUCAACUUCGGUUUCGCCAAGCACCACGGAGGUGUCUGCUACCUGAGAUUCGACGAUACCAACCCCGAAAAGGAGGAGGAGAGAUAUUUCACAGCCAUUGAGGAGAUGAUUAGCUGGCUGGGUUUCACGCCCUACAAGAUCACGUACUCGAGCGACAACUUCCAGAAGCUGUACGACUUGGCCGAGAAGAUGAUCACCUUGGAGAAGGCAUACGUAUGCUACUGCGGCGACACCGAGAUCAAGCUCCAGCGUGGCGGCGAAAAGGGCGCUUCCCCUAGAUUCCGAUGCGAACACGCGAACCAUACCAUUGAAGAGAACCUGCAAAAGUUCAGAGAUAUGAAGGAUGGCAAAUACAAGCCUAGAGAAGCAUUCUUGCGCAUGAAGCAGGAUAUCACCGAUGGUAACCCCCAGAUGUGGGAUCUCGCAGCAUACCGCAUCAAGACCGACACGCCUCACCACCGAACGGGAUGGGACUGGAAGAUCUACCCGACGUACGAUUUUACGCACUGCCUGUGUGAUAGCUUCGAGGGUAUCACCCACUCCCUCUGCACAACAGAAUUCGUCCAGAGCCGUGUCUCCUACGAAUGGCUCAACAAGACUCUUGGCGUUUACGAGCCGAUGCAGCGCGAGUACGGCCGCCUGGGUAUCACGGGUACCGUCUUGUCAAAGAGAAAGAUCCUCAAGCUGGUUGAGGAGAAGAUCGUCCGCGGCUGGGACGACCCCCGUCUGUACACUCUGAUCGGUAUCAAGCGCCGUGGUGUGCCUCCUCGUGCGAUUCUCGACUUCGUCAACGAGCUGGGAGUCACGACGUCUGUCUCCGUCAUCCAGAUCAAGCGCUUCGAGCAGACGGUGCGCAAGUACCUGGAGCGCACCGUCCCCAGAUUGAUGAUGGUUUUGGACCCCAUCCCUGUUGUUAUCGAAGAUGCCGAGGUUACUGAUGUAGAACUUGCCUUCUCUCCCAAGGAUCCUAACAUGGGCUCGCACACCAUCAAGUUCACCCCCACGGUCUACAUCGAUCGCGCCGAUUUCAGAGAGGUCGACAGCAAGGACUACUUCCGCCUUGCACCCAACAAGACGGUCGGUCUGCUCAACGCCCCCUUCCCCAUCAAAGCUACUUCCUAUACCAAGGAUGAGGCGACAGGAAAGGUCACCGAGAUUCGGGCUGUCUACGACAAGGAGACGAAGAAGCCCAAGGCUUUCAUCAACUGGGUCGGAACCGAGGGUUCCAAGAAGGUCGAGGCCCGUAUCCAUAACUCUUUCUUCAAGAGCGAGAAGCCCGAUGACGCCGAGGGCGGUUUCCUCAACGACAUCAACCCCGAGAGCGAGGUCAUCUACCCCGAUGCGCUCAUCGAGAGCGGAUUCGACGAAGUCAAGAGACGUGCACCCUGGCCUGAGGCUGCGGGUGAGAGCGAGUUGGGCAAGGGUGGACCGGAGAGUGUUCGUUUCCAGGCGACGCGCAUUGCCUACUUUGCCAUUGAUGCUGACAGUACCGAUGAGAAGAUCAUUCUCAACCGUAUUGUGUCGCUGAAGGAGGAUGCUGGAAAGGUUUAGGUUACAGCUAUUUCCGGGUUGGGACGUAAAGGUGGGUGGAUGGAUAUGGGGAGCUUUCGGAUUUGCAUAGAUGGCGGGCUUGAUAAUACCAAACAGAAUCCCACAACAAGCAGUGUGGUGAAUCAGAACCUUUUUCCCAAAGAGUAUUGACGGGGGUUUCCUUCAAGUGAUUCACUGCAGUUCACGAAACAGGUCCUUAUAUCAAUACAACACCUUGGCUUGUUGAC